This is a messenger RNA of Lineus longissimus, 5892 nucleotides long. RefSeq names its product multidrug resistance-associated protein 1-like. The record is from RefSeq and is a predicted model, not a curated record. The transcript has 33 exons. The coding region runs from base 318 to 4898 and encodes 1526 amino acids. Gene Ontology annotation, cellular component: membrane. Gene Ontology annotation, molecular function: ATP hydrolysis activity; ATP binding; ABC-type transporter activity. Gene Ontology annotation, biological process: transmembrane transport. Lineage: Eukaryota; Metazoa; Nemertea; Pilidiophora; Heteronemertea; Lineidae.
UAUCACUAUGAGAUGACUGGUGGUUGGUAGGCAUGCCAUGUGCCUAAUUACUCAUUUGAUUACAAUGGAUACUGCUUUUGAAAGCUUUUGUGGGUCACCUUUCUGGACCGGCACAUUUUGAAUGAACAUGCCGAUGACAGAAGUCACACUGAACCCAGAAACCUUCAGGCUCAUCUUCACCUGACAGUGGAACUACACAAAUAGGACUAGCACAGUUGGCGCGAUACACACUAUUUUUUCUCUUGUUCUUUGCCAACUCCUUGACAAAACUGCUCUUGUCCGAAAAAUCUGACUGGGCACAAGCAAGCUCAUCAUCAAUGUCAACAACACUGUCCAAUGAAAGCCUGCUACAGAACACAUAUCCAGAUUUGUCACCAUGUUUUCAAAAUACAGUUCUUGUUUGGGUGCCAUGUGUCCUGCUGUUGCUGACAUUCCCCAUCCGACUCUACUAUCUGAGCAGUCCAGCCAGUCUUGUCAUUCAUGUGAAUGCUUUCAACAGAGCCAAAGUGAUUCUUUGUAUAUUGAUUACUUUUGUUAGAUUCCUGGAUAUUCUGAAAUAUGCCAGCGAUUUUUCAGUUGGUAAACCCAUUGCCCUGGUCUACGUUGUCUCACCAGCUGUACAGACAUUUACAUUCAUGGUUGCAACAAUUUUGAUUGAAAAAGAGCGCCACGAAGGGACCAUAUCAUCUGCCGUUCUCUUCAUAUUUUGGUUCAUUCUUCUCAUCACUGGAAUAGUGCCAUUUUAUUCCUACAUCAUCAACUUUGGCAUGGCACAGGACCAUUACAGAAUGGUGACUUUCUACUCUUACUAUUCCUUGCUCAUAGUUGAGUUCAUACUCCACUGUUUUGCUGAUGAACCUCAGGCUACACUGGAAGUUACACAUUCUAAACCCUGUCCUUUCAAAACAGCGUCAUUCUUGUCAUCAAUCACUUUUCAUUGGAUGAAUAAGUUGGUUGUAACAGGCUUCAAGAAAGACCUAGAGGAAUCGGAUAUAUUCAACCUAAGUUUCGAAGAUACCACUCACUAUUCUGCUGCAGAUUUUGAAAAAGCCUGGAAGAAAGAGAGGGAAAAGUAUAAAAAAAAGUCCCAGCUCCACCAACGUCCUGUUCAUCUGCAACACCAUAUCCAGGAGGCUGAUGUCAGUGAACGGACACCCCUUAUCAUGCAAAGAAGUUAUGGCAGUCAUCCAGAACCUUCCCAUGUUGAAAUGCUUAUUGUGAAGCCUGAGCGGGGUGGACCAUCAUUGAUGAAGGUGCUUGUGAAGUUCUUUGGAUGGACUUGGCUCUAUGCACAGUUGUUCAAGCUGGUCCAUGAUGUACUUUUAUUUACAAGUCCAGUUUUACUGAGAUUUCUCAUCAACUUCACAGAGGAUCCAACGAUAGAAGAAUGGCAAGGAUUUUUAUGGGCAGGCUUGUUCUUUUUUUCUGCGAUUAUACAGUCCCUUUUCCUACACCAGCUAUAUUUCUGGACCUCUAGAGUUGGUUUAAGACUUAAGGCUUGUCUUGUAUCUGCUCUUUAUAGGAAGGGUUUAACUGUUAGCCCUGAAGCCGAGAAAGGGACUUCUGUGGGAGAGAUUGUUAACCUGAUGUCUGUGGAUGUUGAGAGAAUAGAGGAUGCUACCAUAUGGUCAUGGAUAGCUUGGUCAUCACCCUUCCAGAUCAUUAUAGCCCUGUGGUUGCUUUGGAAUGAACUUGGAGUGGCUAUCCUUGCCGGUCUUGGAGUCAUGGUGCUUUUACUACCAUUUAAUGGUUGUCUAGCAAGUUGGGUUGAAAAAUACCAGCAAAAACAAAUGGAACUCAAAGAUAGUCGCAUCAAGUUAAUGACACAAGUGUUAAGUGGGAUAAAGGUACUUAAGCUGUACACAUGGGAGGCAUCUUUUCAGGAAAAGGUUAACAGGAUUAGAGAGCAAGAACUUGACAACAUCAAAAAGAUAGCAUGGGGAAAUGCCGUCAUCAAUUUCUCUUGGACUUGUUGCCCAUUUGCGAUUAUUGUUGCUUGUUUUGGUACCUAUAUCGCAAUGUCGCCUGGGAACACACUGACAGCCGAGAGAGCUUUUGUUUCUAUGUCUCUUCUGAACAUUCUACGUUUCCCUAUGACAGUAUUACCCAUGAUGAUCUCUUUUCUUGUAAUGGCACGUGUUUCCAUCAAGCGAUUGACAACAUUCUUGAAAAGUGAUGACAUCGAUGAGCAAAAUGUGAUAUAUAAAACUGGUGCCGGUGAUCCAAUAUCAAUUCAAAAUGGCACAUUCAAGUGGUCAACAGAUGAAAGUGCUGUGCUGAAAAAUGUCAAUUUGAAAGUACCUACUGGUAGCUUGCUUGCUGUGGUUGGGCAAGUUGGAUCAGGAAAAUCUUCUCUUGUUUCUGCAUUACUUGGAGAGAUGAUCAAAGACCAUGGGACAGUCCAAAUAAGGGGGUCGGUUGCUUAUGUGGCUCAGCAAGCUUGGAUUCAAAAUGCCAGUGUCAGAGACAACAUCCUCUUCGGGAAGCUUUUUGAUCAGGUGCAGUACAAUUCUGUGAUUGAAGCCUGUGCUCUUACAAAAGACUUGGAGAUGCUACCGGCUGGAGAUAAAACGGAAAUUGGAGAAAAGGGUAUCAACCUGAGUGGAGGCCAGAAGCAGAGAGUUGCUCUUGCCCGAGCAGUGUAUGCAGAUUCCCAUGUCUACUACCUCGAUGACCCUCUGAGCGCAGUUGACUCUCAUGUUGGGAAACACAUAUUUGACAAUGUUAUUGGAUCUCGGGGCUUACUCAAUCAAAAGACCCGUGUUCUGGUCACUCAUGGAGUGCACUGGUUACCUUUCGUUGACCAGAUUGUUGUGAUGUCAGGUGGCAUGAUCUCAGAGUGUGGUUCAUGUGAUGAACUUCUCAGCCACGACGGUGAUUUUGCUAAAUUUCUUCGUAUCCACCUUACGCUGAAUGAGGAUGAUGGAGAAGAGGAUGAUCCAGAAAUCGAAGAACUCAAGGUAAAGAUGUUACGUCGGAUUAGUGAGGUUGACGUGAGUGACCAUCAGAUCGAUGACAUGGGGGAGAUAGUACUUGUAAGGCAGCAGAGUGUGAAGGAUGUUUUAGAGGAGAAAGGUAAAGAGCUGGUGAUAUCAGGGGAGGUAUUGAUUGAAGAAGAAAAAGUGGAAACCGGCAAGGUUAAGCUGUCAGUCUACAUGAAGUAUUUUAGUGCACUCCAGUGGAAGCUGUUCAUACCAUUCCUCCUCUGUUUUGUCUGUGCUAAGGGGGCCGAAAUCUAUUCCAACAUUUGGCUGGCCACUUGGACAAACUACACAUCAACCUUGAAUUCAAGUGCAACCAAUCAUAGUGACAUACAAGCAAAAAACAACUAUUACCUUGGCAUGUUUGGGGGCAUCGGGGCAGGAGAAGCUGUCUUUGUUGUGAUCUGCUACUUCAUCUAUGCGUGUGCCUCUGUUCGAGCUUCAUUCAGCCUUCAUUCCAGUAUGUUGGAUAACAUCCUCAAAGCACCAAUGGCAUUCUUCGAUACAACACCUGUAGGGCGUAUUGUAAAUCGCUUCUCACGGGAUAUGGAUACAAUUGAUACCGAGAUUCCAAACACAUUUUCAAGUUUGAUCGACUGCAUGUUGUGCGUGGUGAGCACAAUUGUCGUAAUAUCCUACAGCACCCCUAUAUUUCUAGCAAUGCUAUUGCCUUUGAGCAUCCUAUACUAUCUCAUCCAGAGAUUCUACUUGCCAUCUUCUCGCCAGCUGAACCGACUCUAUUCAAAGACAAAGUCUCCUGUGUUCAAUCAUUUCAAUGAAAGUCUGACUGGAUCAACUACCAUUCGAGCCUUUAAGCAUCAAUCUCGAUUUUGUGAUGAGUUGGAGCGAAGAAUGGAUAGGAAUCUCAUGCAUUAUUUUGCAAUGUUUUCAUCCAAUAGAUGGUUAGGCUGCAGGUUGGAAAUCCUUGGAAGUUUAGUGGUAUUUGGUGCUGCUCUCUUUGCUGUACUCGGACGUAGCAGCCUUACUGGAGGCCUGGUUGGACUUUCCAUAACAUAUGGAUUAGAGAUUACUGAAAAUCUCAACUGGAUGGUACGAAUGGCUACCAAUAUGGAGACAAAUGUUGUUUCAGUUGAACGAGUGAAGGAAUAUGCAGAGGUGCAGAGAGAGGAUGAAUGGUACAGGAAGGAUUAUAAUGUCCCAACGAACUGGCCAAGCUACGGCAAUGUAGCAUUUGAGCAUUAUUCUACACAAUAUCGAACAGGGCUGGAUUUGGUUCUUAAAGGUGUUAGCUUCCACAUAAAGGGAGGUGAAAAGGUGGGCAUUGUAGGAAGAACUGGCGCGGGGAAGUCCUCACUGACGUUGUCUUUGUUCCGAAUCAUUGAAGCUACUGGCGGCCGUAUAUGUAUAGAUGGAGUAGACAUCGCUAGCCUAGGACUGCACCAAUGUCGAUCAAAGAUUAGUAUUCUCCCCCAGGAUGCUGUCUUGUUUUCUGGAAGUUUGCGGAUGAACCUCGAUCCGUUUGAGCAGUAUUCAGAUGAGAAGAUUUGGCAAGCUUUAGAACAUGCACAUCUGAAGGAGUUUGUCACAUCUAAAACUGAACGACUGGAUUAUGAGUGUGGUGAAGGUGGAAAGAAUCUGAGUGUUGGACAAAGACAGCUUGUCUGUCUGGGAAGAACACUACUUCGAAGAACAAAGAUUCUCGUCUUUGAUGAAGCUACAGCGGCAGUGGAUCUGGAGACUGAUCGCCUGAUUCAGUCAACCAUAAGGGAAGAGUUUGCAGAGUGCACAAUCCUGACUAUUGCACAUAGACUCAACACAAUAAUGGAUAAUGACAGAAUCAUGUUGCUCAGUGACGGCCAGAUUGUUGAAUUUGAUUCUCCUACAGAGCUUUUAAAGAAAGUGAAUGGUGCAUUCUACAAUAUGGCUAAGGAUGCUGGAUUGGUGUCGAACUUUUAAAGAUGGUGGAUUGUAUUCUAUAUGCUGGCAACAAGCUGGCUCAUGAUCAUAUGGACAUUUCUAAUUUAUGUUGUGAGUAAGGAUGGUCUUUGCAAGACCAAGCAAUUGUUUAGGCUUCUAUCAUAAGGUCACUAUCAAAAAAUAUUUAUGUAUCUUGUAUUCAUACACUAUAUUCCUACAUAUCUGGUCUCCCAUGGUUUGUUUCUUGACGUAGAAUGCCCACCACUACACUAGUUGCAGUUGUCAGGGAGAGGGGUAAGACAGGUUCACUGUGUCUGGAGGGUAUCUGAAUAGGCUAGAGGGGUAUUGUAAUCAGGUGCGAUGGUUGUCUAUCUGUCUGCACAUCCACCCAGUUAUUGGUUUACAUCGAUUUCCAGGAGAAUUAUCUGGACCUUUGUCAAGCAGGGUUGAACACUUUGAAACUAGCAUGUGGGCUAAUGCAGGUGAGGAUGAGGCAAGGUCAGUCAUAAUGGCAUCAGCAUUGGCCAUUAGGUAUAUCUCCUGAUACUAUUUCAAAGCGGUAUCAUUAUUACAGUUUUGAAAGUGGAGCCUUUAUAGUGUUUUUGGUAGCCAAGGCCAGUACUCAGUUUGAUCUGUGAUAGCAUACACAAUCAAUAAUGUGCUGUGACAAGUAGAACAACUUAUAUAUCAAGCUAUGAGCAAAGUUUUGUUUAAAGUUCAAUCAUAUUAUGCAAAGCACAAAUGUAGUUUCCUCUUUGACUGCUAAAUUGCCUAUUUAUUCUGGUUUUAAAUGGAUAAUACCUGAUAAGCUAAAAUAGGUGCUGUGAACUGCUACCAAACUAAACAAACAAACCGGAACACCGCAAUUAUCUUCAAUUAAGGGAUAGAGGUAAGAAUGGAAUUUAUGUUUGGAGCCUAAUAAUAUUUCUGAAUCAAAUUAUCUCCAAAUUAUUAAAACAUGGAAUGAAUGGUAAAUUCACAUUUGGCAUACUUUACAAGUAAUACAUAUAAUACUGGUACUGGGCCACUGCAC